CCCUCUGCAUCUGUGGCAGAAGCAAAAGACAGACACAACACACUGAACACCUUCAUUCUUGGACUUAACGUUGGAAUUAACUCAAGCUCUUUGAGAUCUCAUGGAGAACUUGUAUUUUUAAUUACAACAUCUAAAAACUGCUCAUUCAGAUCUUUUGGUCCGUCUCAUUUUCUUCCGGAGGACAUCUUUUGAGAAGCCUAAAUAAUGCAGGCUAUCAGAGACCUCAAGCACAAUUUCAGUCUCCCUCCUCCACCUUCCAUGACUGGAGCCGGAGAUUCCUAUCACCAGGGCAACAUUCGAAUGACUCUGGAGGAUCCAGAGCUGUGGAGAUCCUUCCAUGAGAUCGGCACUGAGAUGAUCAUCACCAAACCUGGCAGGAGGAUGUUUCCACACUGCAAAAUCAACUUGUCUGGAUUGGUGCCAUAUGCGAAGUACAUCUUACUGGUUGACAUGGUGCCAGAAGAUGGUCUCCGAUAUAAGUGGAACAAGGACAAAUGGGAGGUUGCUGGUAAGUCUGAGCCUCAGCUGCCUUACAGGACCUACCUUCACCCAGAUUCACCAGCUCCCGGCAGCCACUGGAUGAAACAGCCUGUGUCCUUCCUAAAGCUUAAGCUUACCAACAAUGCCCUGGACCAGCAUGGACAUAUUAUUCUUCACUCCAUGCACCGCUACCAUCCGCGUUUCCAUAUCGUCCAGGCUGAUGAUCUGUACAGUGUACGGUGGAGCGUCUUCCAAACCUUUACCUUCCCCGAGACAUCCUUCACUGCUGUCACUGCAUACCAGAACACAAAGAUUACAAAGUUGAAAAUCGACCACAACCCCUUUGCCAAAGGAUUCAGAGACGAAGGCACAAACUCUAAAAGACGAGCAAAUAGAAGUCUGGCUGAUCCUGAAAGAGUUGCAAAAAAGAUGAACUUUUCAAAAGAAUCAAAACAUGGAAGCCCACGAGAUAUCCAGCAGUCCUCAUGUGAGGGUCUUGAGGAUGAACACGUGGGUCAUAAGGAGUCGGAGGUGAAGGCCGAGCACUACUCUCCAUGGAGAAGUGCGUCUGACCGGGACAGCGGUCACGCUCUCCGUGCAGAGUCACCUCUGAGCUCAGACCCUCGGGACAUUUACAGCUCUGAGCAGCUCGUACCAGGACAAAACGCAUACCAGCCUUACAGAUUUCAUGAAUAUGGCAAGUCGCCCUCGCCGUCCUCUUCCAGUGUUGGCAGCAGCAGUGGAUGCGGAAGCCGCUCCAGCCUUGAGUCCCGAGUGCCGGAUGUUGCCACAGUGCCCGAACAAGACACCUCCAGCAAGCCCUCCGCCCCUGAGUUCGCCCUGCCUCCCUGCCCUCCACAUCCCUCCGCGGGGCACCAGGACUAUGCAGGGGUGCUAAACAUGGCCAUAGCCCAGGCCAAGCCAGGUAUGCUGGGCCACCAUCCUCUCUACACGCCCUACAGCACAGAACAGUCUCUGGGACAGUGGAGCGGGGCAGCAUCCACUCAAUACCCUCCUCCUCCCCCUCCCCAUCACCACCUACCCACCGAAUACAGCACCCAGGCCGUCCAUCACGGCUAUCACCACGGAAAUGUAGGGGACUGGAGCCAAUACCCACUGUUCUCUUACUCGUGCUGGUGAGCGGGAGAUGGCACGCUUUCUAAAGUCUUGCACGUUGAGGUCUGGAUCUUCAGAUGAUGGGGAGCCUGCGAGCGCCAGAUAAACACUGAGCGAAAGUGUAGCGAGGAAGUGGCACUAACUAGAAUGUUGUUCAGGAGUUAACUUGAAUGCAAAUAGAAAAUAAAGAAUCUGCUUCAGUUUAACUGAAAAAAAGUCUGUGCUUGUCAAUUGUGCUGCAUUAAACACAUUUGGAAAUAGACUUUUGAUACCUUUUGACCUGAAAACUACAGAGGACCAAGAACAGACUGGUUUUCUCGGCUUUGUUGUUAAAAUGUCUAUUUAUUCUGUGUUUGCGUUUGCUGCUACUUAAUAUUAUUUUUGUUUAAAAAAGAGAGUCAUGUAAAAUGCUGUUUGGAAAUGACAAUGUUGUAUGUCUGAAAUUCAGAAUGAUCAGUAAAUAUCUUCAAAGA
Carassius carassius (crucian carp) is the source of this 2069-nucleotide messenger RNA. RefSeq names its product T-box transcription factor 16 (gene tbx16). Bases 205 to 1620 code for a protein of 471 amino acids. The transcript is spliced from 9 exons. NCBI's taxonomy places the organism in Eukaryota, Metazoa, Chordata, Actinopteri, Cypriniformes, Cyprinidae. Gene Ontology annotation, cellular component: nucleus. The record is from RefSeq and is a predicted model, not a curated record. Gene Ontology annotation, molecular function: RNA polymerase II cis-regulatory region sequence-specific DNA binding; DNA-binding transcription factor activity, RNA polymerase II-specific. Gene Ontology annotation, biological process: cell fate specification; regulation of transcription by RNA polymerase II; pattern specification process.